AUGAAGAUCAAAACCGAAAAACAACAAAAUAAGGUGGGUACAUCACAGACAGACGACUUCGAAAGCAAGGUAAGAGAAUACGAAAGCUUGCUUUGUGAAAAUGAUAAAAAAGUGAAGAAAAAUGAGUACAAAACUGGAGAUACCGUCUUAACACGUUAUUAUACUAAAUCUUGGAAAUACUAUGUUGGUGUGAUUGAAAAUGCAUAUUUGGCUACAAGAAAAUACACUAUAAAUUAUUACAAAACUAUCGGCAGAAAAGGAAAUGUUAAAUUUGUUGUUCCUAAACGAAAAGAUCAAGACUGCGUACCCGAAGUUUCAAUCGUUAAAGAUAUUGAACUGCUUCAGAUAAAUGAAGACCCCGAUGAGUAUGUGCUAAUGAACGACAGUGACGAGAUUUAUUUCUAA
Parnassius apollo (apollo) is the source of this 405-nucleotide messenger RNA. The record is from the annotation of a GenBank genome assembly. NCBI's taxonomy places the organism in Eukaryota, Metazoa, Arthropoda, Insecta, Lepidoptera, Papilionidae.